AUCCAGUAACCACUUUUCCAAUACUAAUUCAAAGAAACAGCGAAGCAAAAUGAAUAGCUUUAGAAAAGAAGCAAUUCUUCUUCUGCUACUCAUCCUCUCUGCACUGUGUUUAGAAGCUAGACUUCAGUCUUGCAAGCCAAGUGGCAGCAUAGUGGGUAAAAAGCCCCCUCCAGGGCAAUGCAACCAGGAGAACGACUCGGACUGCUGCAAACAGGGGAAGCUUUAUACCACUUACAAGUGUUCGCCCCCCGUUUCUGGAACCACGAAAGCAGUUCUCACCCUCAACAGCUUUCAGGAGGGUGGAGAUGGAGGCGGGCCAUCCGAAUGUGACAACAAGUACCAUUCCGACAACACGCCCGUUGUUGCGCUAUCUACUGGAUGGUAUAGUGGAGGUUCAAGGUGCCUUAACAACAUAACUAUAAGUGCUAAUGGCCGGAGUGUGACGGCCAUGGUGGUUGACGAGUGUGAUUCCACAAUGGGAUGUGAUGAGGAUCAUGAUUAUCAGCCGCCGUGUCCUAAUAACAUCGUCGAUGCCUCUAAAGCCGUUUGGAAAGCCCUGGGAGUACCUGAAGAUGACUGGGGAGAGAUGGAUAUCACUUGGUCUGAUGCUUAGUGCAACAGACUUAAUAUUUGGUUGCUUUGUAGUUGUUUUCAUGAUGUAAAUAUAUGGUGUAUGUAUGAAGUCAUGUUAAGAAUAUAUUGUCAGUUUCGGAUUAUCUAUAAAAUAUUUUGAUACUUCUCAUGUUGCAUGAAUUGUGAAAUGUAUGUUUUCAAUUUUUGUACCUGAUUUAUUCAUUUAGGACAUGGGAGAUACCACUCAAUCAAAUAGCCCUUGCUGCUGAUGCUGAUCAGUUGCUGAAUAUGGCUAUUAGAUCAUGUAUUGCAGAAGGCAAAGUUUCAACAACGUCCUAAAGCAAGCAUCACCAAUCAGAAUCUCAAGAACAUGACACUUAAAUGGAUUUUCAACUAUAGUCGAAUAUGUGCAUAGUCAUCUUCAGUUCUUGCUUAUAAGGGUGAGACAUGGAAAUCUUAAAGCUGGGAUGCUUUCUUUCCUUCUUACUUGUGUCGUUCGGCAAU
Molecule: messenger RNA, 1077 nt
Organism: Sesamum indicum (sesame)
Lineage: Eukaryota; Viridiplantae; Streptophyta; Magnoliopsida; Lamiales; Pedaliaceae
Product: kiwellin-1-like
Source: RefSeq, a predicted model, not a curated record